This is a messenger RNA of Colletotrichum lupini, 1203 nucleotides long. RefSeq lists its product as uncharacterized. The transcript is spliced from 6 exons. The record is from RefSeq and is a predicted model, not a curated record. The coding region runs from base 1 to 1203 and encodes 400 amino acids. Lineage: Eukaryota; Fungi; Ascomycota; Sordariomycetes; Glomerellales; Glomerellaceae.
AUGGCCGACGCGGGAAACAACCAGCAAAAGGCUAAGUCCCUCCAGACUACGAAGACACCUGAGCCUCGUUUGGACCAGCAACUCGCCAACGGUCAGGACAACGGCAACAACACCCCCAGCACUCCGGGUGUCUUUCCGGCUUUUGACUGGGACGAUUUCGAAGCCAGGUACGAGAAGGCUCUCGCCGAUGCAGACGAGAAGGAGCGCGAGCUCUUGCUCGAAUUCGACGGUCUUGUCAAGUACUUCAACGUCUGGGCAUCCACUUCCAGCGCCCAUGACAAUGAGCGCGCAGUCAAGCGCCUUCAUACCAGACAGAGAUUUGUCAAUCUGGAGGAACAGAAUAUGGCUCAGAAGCAGGAACACAUGACUGAGGAGGAGCAAUCACAAUGUUUGAUUAUCUGUGCAAAAUACUGCACAAAACACAUGUUCGACUUCCCAAGCAGGAGCGCGCUGCUCCGGGCGCCCAACGCGCUGAUCCUGCGGUCCUCCCAUCCAAAUAUUCAACUUACCUACUUCCUUCUUACAAUAAUUUCCUUCUCUCAAAUCUUCCUCCACCCAACUUCCUUCCUUCAACACCCAUCUCCAUCAUAUCUUCCCUCAUUCAACCGCUUUCCCUACAAAACACCCACACCAAAAAAAAAAAAACCAGUCAAGAAGCACCACAUCAACCCACCAACCUCAAGCUUCCACCCAGGCUGGCUGGCCCAAAUGAUGCCAUCGUUUGCUGCACCAAGCGUCAGCAAUAACGACUUGGUAGCAUUCUUCGAGGCUCAUUUCUCUGGUGCGGCAGUCCGCAAUUUCCAAGCUGAUUUUUUGAAUCCAAAUCAUCAGCCGGACGCUGCAACCACCAAUGCCUCAGUCGAAGAAGAUGGCGACGUCUUCGAGGAAGAAUACGAUCUCGGCUACUAUUACGAUGGCGUCAAACGAACACUCACUGACGACCAAAUCGCCAUGUUUCGCCAUUCUGAGCUCGAAACCAUCAAGCGAGAGCAAGAGCGACGUUCAACGGCAGUACGCCAGGCAGGUGAGACUGGCGAGGAUGGCACCCUUCGGGCUGCCGAGCCAUCUCGCCCGCCGGGCAAAACUGCUAAGAACAAGAAGAAGAAACGGGGGAAGGGCAAGGGCCAAGAGCCCAAGCCCGACCUCCGCAAACGCACAUGGGAUGUCGUCGAGUCGGGGCUUGACACCCUCGACUACGAUUGA